ACUCAUUGUCAAAAAAUAUUUCUACGUUCAUCGUAAAAUUGCCAUGAAUUUGAUGAGACAAUUUUGUGAAAAUUAUAAUACACCCCCAACUAAGUUUCCGGAACCGCCCAUAAGACCGUACUCACUGAUUUUUCUCACUGUUUACCAUCUCGCAUUCCUACGACGGUUCGUUAGGGCCCUGGUCAUAAUAUUGUCGUUGUUGGUCUGCGUUACAGUACAGCAUUCCUACGUUUGCCUUUCGCGAAAUCCUUUUGGUGAAACAUCAGACGUCGAGGCCAUCAUUACACAUGACAGCGCGAAAGUCCAAUGCAAAAUGCACAGCUGCCCGGUGGCGGCAACAUUUAACGCUUCGUCUGUACACUUGGUCUUUAACGGCAAAAUCAAAAUUUCGAUCAAACUUCAGGAUCUUAAAGAACAACCCUCAAUUAUGUACAGACGUUUAAGGGUUAAAUGCAAACGGAACGUGUACGUUGUAACGGGCCAGACAACUCACGGCUCUGCUGCCCGAGAAUCGAAGAUUGUUUACCGUUAA
Sipha flava (yellow sugarcane aphid) is the source of this 532-nucleotide messenger RNA. RefSeq lists its product as uncharacterized. The coding region runs from base 44 to 532 and encodes 162 amino acids. The record is from RefSeq and is a predicted model, not a curated record. Lineage: Eukaryota; Metazoa; Arthropoda; Insecta; Hemiptera; Aphididae. The transcript has 3 exons.